Messenger RNA from Melanotaenia boesemani (Boeseman's rainbowfish), 6171 nucleotides. RefSeq names its product transducin-like enhancer protein 4. Gene Ontology annotation, molecular function: protein binding; transcription corepressor activity. The record is from RefSeq and is a predicted model, not a curated record. Lineage: Eukaryota; Metazoa; Chordata; Actinopteri; Atheriniformes; Melanotaeniidae. Gene Ontology annotation, cellular component: transcription regulator complex; nucleus. The transcript has 20 exons. Gene Ontology annotation, biological process: regulation of DNA-templated transcription; negative regulation of canonical Wnt signaling pathway. Bases 539 to 2857 code for a protein of 772 amino acids.
UUGUUGUGAAUAUGUAAUUGCGCUACUAUGACUGGUUGCUUCUAAAUUUGGCGUCGCAGGGGCAGCCUGGUACAGUUAGCGAGGUGGUCGCUCGGCCGGUGCGGUACAAGGAUGUGAACGGGCUGUAGAAAAGAACAGCAGAUAGAUGCGCGACAGCGGGACCAGCUGGAGAAGCUCAGCCAUGGACAAGCUGUGUCACGACAUGCCAAAAGUUGCUGCUUUGUAGGAAAAUUCAGAGAAAAAUGUGAGAUUGGUUCGUAGCUCAUUAGGAAAGGUUUGAUCUUUACGCAAACAGAAAAAAAAUUGUUGGAGAAUUCGAAGAAGACUGAAGCAGCUUCUGCUUUGAUAAUUAAUCCGAGUGGACUUUUAAAAACACUCAUAUUUCUUUGGACUAGUCGAGGGUCCAAGGAUGUUUCCACUCUUUACGGAACCUGCUCGUAGUCUGCAAACCAGCCGCUGACCGACCUUUUUACGCACAGGGGACGGAAAUCUCUCACAUAUUUUGUUUUCGUGUGGAUGACCUUUGCACUAAUUUUCAAUGAUUCGAGACCUGAGCAAGAUGUAUCCACCGGCACGGCAUCCGGUCCCCCACCAGCCGGGACAGCCGUUCAAGUUCACUGUCACCGAGUCCUGCGACCGGAUCAAGGAGGAGUUCCAGUUCUUGCAAGCCCAGUACCACAGUCUGAAAUUGGAAUGUGAGAAACUGGCCAGUGAGAAAACUGAGAUGCAGAGACACUAUGUUAUGUACUAUGAAAUGUCAUAUGGAUUGAACAUCGAGAUGCACAAGCAGGCGGAGAUCGUCAAACGGCUGAACGCAAUCUGCGCCCAAGUUAUUCCCUUCCUCUCUCAAGAGCAUCAGCAGCAGGUGGUGCAGGCAGUGGAGAGGGCCAAGCAAGUCACCAUGGCUGAACUCAACGCCAUCAUAGGACAGCAGCAGCUCCAGGCUCAGCAUCUCUCUCAUGGCCAUGCCAUUCCAGUCCCGCUCACCCCCCAUCCGGCGGGUCUCCAGCCCCCUCUGCCCCCUGGCGCCAGCACUGCCAGCCUUCUGGCACUGUCUUCUGCCCUGAGUCACCAGCUGCCGCUCAAAGACGAGAGGAAACACCACGAUAACAACAGCGAGCACACAAGAGAUAGAGACUCAGUCAAGAGCUCUUCCGUGUCUCCGUCAGCCAGUUUUCGAACUGGAGAGAAACACCGGAGUUCAAGCGAUUAUUCAUCCGAGAGCAAGAAACAGAAGACGGAUGAUAAGGAGCUGACCUCCACACGCUAUGAAAGUGAUGGAGAGAAGAGUGAUGAAAACUUAGUAGUGGAUGUCUCCAAUGAGGAUCCAGUGUCUCCUCGAGGAAGCCCCGCCCACUCUCCCAGAGAGAACGGAUUGGACAAAAACCGGCUGGUAAAGAAAGAUGCACCCCUGAGUCCUUCUUCUAUCGCCUCCUCCAGCAGCACACCUUCAUCCAAGUCCAAAGAGAUUAAUUUGAAUGAAAAGUCCACAACCCCUGUGUCUAAAUCCAGCACCCCUACAUCCCGCUCAGAGGCCCCCACACCAAGCAGUACAUCCACCCCGGGUUUGAGGUCUGCACCAAGUAAAACAACAGGAGUUGAGACGCUGGCUCCUGGUCUUCGCACGCCGCUGGCAGUUCCCUGCUCGUACCCUGGUCCGUUUGGAAUGGUUCCUCACCCGGGCAUGAACGGAGAGCUGAGUGGAGCAGGAGCAGCCUACACCGGCCUGCAUAACAUCUCCCCGCAGAUGAGUGCAGUGGCUGCUGCUGCUGUGGCAGCCUACGGACGCACGCAAGUGGUGGGAUUUGAUCCUCACCACCACAUUCGUGUCCCCGGCCUUCCGCCCAACCUGUCAGGAAUUCCUGGAGGAAAGCCAGCUUACUCCUUUCAUGUGAGCGCUGAUGGACAAAUGCAGCCUGUGCCUUUUCCUCCUGAUGCUCUGAUCGGUCCUGGCAUCCCACGCCAUGCUCGACAGAUCAAUACUCUGACCCACGGGGAGGUGGUGUGUGCUGUUACCAUCAGUAACCCGACGCGUCAUGUGUACACUGGUGGCAAGGGUUGUGUAAAAGUGUGGGACAUCAGUCACCCUGGCAACAAGACCCCUGUAUCCCAGCUGGACUGCCUUAACAGAGAUAAUUACAUCCGUUCCUGCCGGCUGCUUCCUGAUGGACGAACUCUCAUUGUCGGGGGCGAGGCGAGCACCUUGUCCAUCUGGGAUUUGGCUACACCAACUCCCCGUAUCAAAGCAGAACUAACAUCAUCUGCCCCGGCAUGUUAUGCUCUGGCCAUCAGUCCUGACUCAAAAGUUUGCUUUUCCUGCUGCUCUGAUGGAAACAUAGCUGUCUGGGAUCUCCACAACCAGACUCUGGUUAGGCAGUUUCAAGGCCACACUGAUGGAGCCAGCUGCAUCGACAUCUCUAAUGAUGGGACCAAGCUGUGGACUGGAGGCCUGGAUAACACUGUCCGAUCCUGGGAUCUGAGAGAAGGGCGGCAGCUGCAACAGCAUGACUUUACUUCCCAGAUCUUUUCACUGGGAUAUUGUCCAACGGGUGAGUGGCUGGCAGUGGGAAUGGAAAAUAGUAAUGUGGAGGUCCUGCAUGUCACCAAACCUGACAAAUACCAGCUCCACCUGCAUGAAAGCUGUGUGCUGUCACUCAGAUUUGCUCAUUGUGGGAAGUGGUUUGUGAGCACAGGAAAAGACAAUCUGCUCAACGCAUGGAGAACUCCAUAUGGAGCCAGCAUAUUCCAGUCAAAGGAGUCAUCCUCAGUGCUGAGCUGCGACAUCUCCAUAGAUGAUAAGUAUAUUGUGACGGGUUCAGGAGACAAAAAAGCAACAGUUUAUGAGGUCAUCUACUAGGGGAGCUGAACUACGAGAUCAAGCUUACAUCUGGGCAGGAAGUCUCCAUCAUCUGUGUACAAUUUUUUAUGUGUAUAAAUUUGGAUGGAACAAACCAGACAUUUUCCUAGACCGUGAUCUUUUGACCUGCUGGCUGGUUGUGGAUCAGAGCAAACAUGCGGAAGAGCACAGAGAUUUUUCUUUUCUUGUUUGUUCUCAUGUUCUUAGGUGGCUUUUUGUAGUUGUGAGGAUGAGUGAAUGUCCAUGUGUACUGAAUCUGGAGUGACCAGAUUACAUUCCUUUAAGUAACAUUUGACACAAGCCCCUGGUAUAUUUGAUUUUCCCUUCCCCUCCAACAUUUAAACAAGCAGCUAUGUCUCAAAUAUCUUGGUUCAUAAGUUACUUGUUUAUGUUCUUUGUAUAUACCCAAAGGUUUCAAAGUGCUGAUAAACAGGGCGGUUAACCAAGGACGACUUCAAAGCAGCUUUCUAGAAAACUUGCACUGUAUACCCCUAACUAAAGAUUAGGGUAUAAAUAUAAAACAUUUUGAUUUUAAUAUUAGGACAAUUGCAGAAGAAGUCAAAGUUGCAAAAAGUUUCUCCUUUUUCUUUUUCAUUGUUUCAGAGCCUGUUGUUGCAUUUACAUCCUGAUUUCCUGCAUCAUUUGUUUGACAGCUGUGACUUACACGGGCGUGGCAUUAAUUUAUAAGACACAUUCUUUGUACAGGAGACAUGAUAGACAAGAGACACAGUUUUUUUUACAUUAGUGGGUUUUUUUUUUCAAGCAAAUUGUGAGAACAAUGCUGAAAUGCUUUUUUUAUGCGCUCCAAAUGCAAUAUUUUCAUCUUAUACUUUGUUGAUUCUGUAUUACCUUCACAUGCAGUUCAUUGUCAUUUUGAUUUUAAAACCUCUAAGAUUUUUUUAUAUGCUUGUUUUUCAUUUAAAUAUUAAAAACCUAACAAAAAUGUACAUUACAACUGCAUGAUGAAUGGUACUUCAUAUGAAAGGCCCCCACUCAUAAUAGAAGGCUUUCUUAAUAUCUCAGAGCUCCUUCAAGGACUGACUAAUUUAGAGGCUAAAUGGUGAAAAAGGUGACAUUGUCCUUCAAGGAACCUUAAACACUCUGCAAGCAUUUCACAUAUUUGCAGAGAGAAACACAGUAACUCUGCAACCUAUGACCUUAGAGCCAUUAGCUUAGCUUAGCUUAGCAUAGCUAAAGCAUAAAGGUUGGCUGCAGAGAUUUUUCCAAAAACAAAAGGGGUUUACUGUACAUAAAUGUUUACUUUAUUUACAUAAAUGCUUGAUUUAGUUAUACUAUAUCGUUCCCCACAUUAAACAAAAAUGACAUUGUGUGAUCAAAAUGUUUUUUUCCUCUCUGAACAGAUGAGGCUAAUUUGUAGUUUGCAACGGUUCAUCAUGCUGAGCUUAGUUAAACAACAUUUCAAAUAGUUUGUUCUAUUUAUUUAAACAUGUUCUUAUUACCUUCAAAGUUUACUGAGUUUUCUACCAGUGUUUCUUAAAUGUUUUUAUUUUUGUUAUUUUCUCUUGUAAUUCAAUUUUAUGUGAGUGAGCUCAGUCCAUCUGUGUGCAUAUGUGUGUUGUGUACAUGUUUGGACCUUGUGGGCACAGAAUGAACAAACUAACAAGACUGCCCUUGGUGUCCUUACUACUGACUGACCCUUGCACUUGGUUCUGCCCCUCAGUUUGGACUCCAUUGGAUGCCCCCUGGCCGCCUCCUGACAGAUUUCAGUAAAACUGAUUUAUUGGUGUUUUGAGGUCAAACUCCUUCCAUUUCUAGUCAGGAUUUUCUGCAAAGACCUUUUGGCUUUUAUCUGAAAAAAAGUGGUCAGCAGUAGUGCCAGGGUUUAUCUUUCAUACUUCUUUUGGCUUGUAGAAAUAACACAGUGCCUUUACGCUGCUGCGCUUCUGUCAUUUUGUCCUGCUGAUUGUUCAACAGUCUUCAUCUGAAAUGUCUUAUGAUGGCUAGGUUCUUUAUUAUUAAGAUUUUUCUUUUUUUUUAUUAAACUAGAGUGUUUGAGUGUACAUCUUGCAACAUUAAAGGAUGGGUUUUGCUGAAAAGAUCAGUUGGCAGUAAUAGUUCCUCUGAUCAUGCACUCUUCUUUUGAAAUAAUCAGGACCAAACUUCUCUUUAUGCUGACUGCUUUGCUGAGCAAGUACAUGUAACAUACACUAUUCAUGGCCACUGCAGUUGUUGCAGUUCAGUUUAAAUCAGGGGAGGGGAACCCUUAUCCUCUAGGCCCACGGUCCUGAAGGUGUUAAAUGUUUUCCUGAUUCAAAUUAAUGAAUCCAAGUACAUGAACUUGAUAAGCUGAUGGAUCCAUUUAAUUUAAAUCAGUUGCAUUGGAGGGGGAAAACAUCUAAAACCUGAAGGACAGUGUGAAUUCUAGACAUUACCACUAUUUUUUUUUACCCUUGUUUUUUUUAUUUAUUUAUUUUUAUAAAUAAAAAACCAUUGUUUGUUUUGAGACUUCAUUCUGGUCAAGCUGAAACAGAGAUUGGUAUCAAAACUUGCACAUUUUAGCUUUAACUUUUAGUUUUAUAUCUACAUUAAGAACAAAAUUAUUAAAUGGUGGAUUAAGAAUAAAAAGGUUGGUACCAAACAAAUGGCAGUUUACCAUUGGUGUAGUGUUGAAUUCUGUCUUGCACUAAAGGGAAAAUGUCUUCUUUUACUUAAAGGCAAAAACGUCCUUACAUAAUAAUGCCACUGAUGUGAAUGCAAAAGCACUUUUUUCAUUCUUACUGGGAUAAAAGGACCAACAAAUUUCAUGUGAAGCCACAUAAAAAGUAAUUUACUGUUAUACCAUAUAUCUUUGGAAUUUUCCUGGUAGCCACACACAGACUGUGUACAUUCAAAAACCUGGGUGCUUUGUCUUCCCUUUUAUGUGUCUGCUUUUGCCAUUUAUUUUCUGUUUGCUUCUGUCAGCUGCACUUUUUAACUUGAUAUUUUUCACUUUGUUCUGCUCAAAAAUGAGUCAAGAAAUCUGGUGACACCUUUUUAAGUGAAUUAAAGACUGAAUUGCAAAAUUUUGGUUGUACUCAUGUAAAGACUCAAACUUGAAUGUUUCAUGUCUCAUCUGAUUGUUACCAGUUAUAUGAGCUUAUACAGUAAUGAUGUUACAUACAACAAUGACGUAUAGAGCACCUAGCUUGACUGAGCUCACAAAGGUGUUAUAAUUGACUGUAAACAUGUAAUUAUUUGAGCUUACAGCAAAAAGAAAUUUCCUGUUGCCAGUUGAGCUUUUUCAUUCAGUACAAAAUGCCUUUGCUCUCUUUUUCUAGUCUGUGGUUGAUUUUAAUAAAUUAUUGUGUGGCGUA